Molecule: messenger RNA, 531 nt
Organism: Volvox carteri f. nagariensis
Lineage: Eukaryota; Viridiplantae; Chlorophyta; Chlorophyceae; Chlamydomonadales; Volvocaceae
Exons: 5
Coding region: 1-531 (176 amino acids)
Source: RefSeq, a predicted model, not a curated record
AUGCUGUCUCUUGACGAGCAAAUAGCAGAAGUGUCGGGGAAGCUCGCGGUGGACCCUGGUAACCAAGGCUUAUGCAAGCACCUGGAGACACUGUGGAAACUUAAGGAUUACCAACAACAACAACAACAACAACGCGAGGAAGCGCGACGACAAUAUGAGGACAACCUUCUGGACGAGGCCCUCAAGAAUAUUAAAGCCAACCCCCACUCGCAGACUGCCAAGGAUGAGUGGGAGCGGGUGUUGAUUCGGACAGGGCGCAAGGAGCACGUCGAGAUCGAUGUCCAGUGCAUACUGCAUACGUUUCGCUCUGCAUGGCAGAAAUUAGCAUGGCCCUUCCAUGUGGGCAAGCCAGCAGAAAAGGGGGCUGUGGACGAUGAUGAUUGGAGGGGUAGUGGCCAUGAUGACUGGGCUCCCGACGAGCACCUUUGCUUGUUUGUGUUUGCAAUAGAUGCAGGUGCAGCAGCCCCCCUGCAGGGCAUCAAGUUAAGACCGAUGGCGGUGGUGAAGACCAUUAGUAAUGCAUUCCGUUGA